AUGUCGCUCUCUCAUGGACGUUACAGUCUUCUCUGGUUGUAUAAACUCAACGCUCGCUGCUGGUGCUGUUUCUGGGUAACGUUACCGCUCGUCCUGCUGCGGUGGCCGGGGCUUCUGGUCGCCGCGGAGCAGGUCGCUCUGGUGGAGGUUUUCCUGGAGCGGCCCGGCGUCAGCGCUCUGCUCCAGGGGGAGGUGGUGGAGUCCGGCAGGGGUAGCAGGAGCUCCGAGCACCGGGACGAAGAGCUGGAGGGAGAGCUGGUCCUGGUCCAGAAUGAGGAGAAGCAGGUGAGCGCAGGAAAAGGCGAGGACGACACCAAAGAGCAGGAGCCGUGGAUAGGAGUGGUGCCUGUGGAGAUGGAUGACAGCAAAGCCUCCACCGGAAACCAGGAGUCCUUUACUGAUGCUAUGGUCAAUAAGAUGAAGCGAGCAUUGGUCCUUGGAGCAUCUGCACUGAUCAUUCUAGCUCUCAACCAAAACACUGUCAGUGAGAUGGAUCUGUCUCAGGUGCUGUCCAAGCCCAUUAUUGUGAUCCAGACGUCUGAAAAUGUCACCAAGCUGAUCGGAGCUCUGCUCAGGGGUCUUCAAGCGACAGCAAAAAUCACAUACAAGACGAUCCUGCAGGACAACCUGGGAGCCACGCUCACGCUGUGGUCAAGCUGUGGUCGAUCGAGAGGAGGUCGCUACGGAGAGUGGCAGGGGGUCAUCUGCACGGGAGAGACCAACUCUCAGGUCCAGAAGUACCUGCAGCAGCUGUGGGACACUGUCCUCCUGGUGGCUCUGAUCCUCAGCACCGGAGUCAUCGUUCAGGCUCGCUGGCAGUACCAGGACCACCAGCUGAACGACGACUUGGAGCUCUUUCCAAAACAGGAUGUCCUGAAGAGAAUGUCCUCCCUGAAGACCAAAACGUAUCGUCAGCCCAAACCGUGGUGUGACCCGUCCCAGCCGGCGGAGACGGACAACUGUGCAGUCUGCCUGGAGCCAUUCAACAACAACCAGUGUCUACGUGUGCUGCCGUGCCUCCACGAGUACCACAGAGAGUGUGUCGACCCCUGGCUGCUGCUGCAUCACACCUGUCCUCUGUGCAAACGCAGCAUCCUCGGUAGCGUCUGCAGAGACAGUUAACGGCUGCCUGGCCUCCCCCCCCUCCGCCGCAGCUCUGGGAAUCAAGUCUCAUCUCUUCCUCACUGACAAUCCAGCUGUUUUUUAUUCUGACCUCGCUGCUUCCUUCUUCCAGCAGUGGAUUGUGGGAGCAAACAAACUCAUCACAGCAGCUGGCCGGCCACCUGGACUGUGGAGGGGUCAGAUUUUGACAUCUGACCUUCGGAAGGUCUGUGUGAAGAAGUCAAAAACAUCAGAAGGUCAUCUCAUUCAUCAUGAAAUAAACCUGUCCUCAUACAUACUUACCUCUGACGUACGGCUGCACUGGCUCUAUGCGAAGGCUGGACAACAGUGGUGCGAACUGGGUGGAUGACAUCACAUGCAUGCACUUGAACGUUGCAUGCAGGCGGCUUUCACACAACCUACUCAUACAGGAUGAGUAGUAAGAGCAACGCAGUCUGCCACUGAUGUCCAGACGUGAUCACCAGGUCAGUUAAUUGUUCUUCCAGCUACAGAAGGAACCACAACUUCUCCCAAACUCUGGAUGUUGCUUCCUUUUAUUCCUAUUUUCUCUUUUUGAUGAUGUCAAAGAAACUUAAUUCGAUCACUCUGGAUUGUAAUAAUAAAGGAUUUGUUACUUGGCA
Perca flavescens (yellow perch) is the source of this 1742-nucleotide messenger RNA. RefSeq names its product ring finger protein 215 (gene rnf215). The transcript is spliced from 14 exons. The record is from RefSeq and is a predicted model, not a curated record. Lineage: Eukaryota; Metazoa; Chordata; Actinopteri; Perciformes; Percidae. Bases 1 to 1122 code for a protein of 373 amino acids.